AGUAAAUCCACUAAUAAUAACAAAAUAAUAAUAAUAAUAAUCCGAUAUAAUUCUAGAACCGAAGGAUCAAGAUGGUUCACGAAUCAUCUUCUUUCCGCGUUUCUUUUGUAUAAAUCCACCUUCCAUUCCAUACACCUAGAUUCUUACGAUUCCUGAAAUUUGUACUUCACUUCACAUUCAUCUAUCAUCUUCAUUUACUUAGGGCUUCCUUCAAUUCUUGAACGGCUAUGGCGAAAGAUGGUCCCAACUGGGAUGGGUUGCUCAAAUGGAGUCUCGCUCACUCCGACGGAACUCGCCCUAAUCGUAAUCUCAGCGAGGAGGACCGGAGAUGGUUUAUGGAAGCAAUGCAAGCUCAGAGUGUUGAUGUUGUCAAGCGCAUGAAAGAGAUAACUCAAGUGAUGCAGACUCCUGAGCAAGUCUUGGAGGCUCAAGGUGUUGGUUCAGAGGAUAUUGAAGAUAUGCUUGAUGAGCUACAAGAGCAUGUUGAGUCGAUUGACAUGGCCAAUGACCUUCACUCUAUUGGUGGGCUGCAUCCUCUUCUCGGAUAUCUCAAGAAUUCCCAUGCAAAUAUUCGAGCCAAAGCUGCAGAAGUUGUGACCACUAUUGUUCAAAAUAAUCCACGAAGUCAGCAACUGGUGAUGGAAUUGAAUGGUUUAGAGUCGCUUCUCUUGAACUUUACUUCGGACCCUGAUGUCAUUGCUCGGACCAAGGCUCUUGGUGCUAUAUCCUCUUUAAUCCGACACAACAAACCUGGUAUUGCUGCAUUCCGACUUGCAAAUGGUUAUGCUGGCCUGAGAGAUGCUCUUGGCUCCGAGAGUGUAAGAUUUCAAAGGAAAGCCCUUAACUUGAUCCAUUACCUGCUGCAUGAAAAUACUUCAGACUGCAACAUAGUGAACGAGCUAGGAUUCCCUCGAAUUAUGCUACACCUUGCAUCCAGCGAUGAUGCUGAGGUACGGGAAGCUGCUCUUCGUGGCCUUCUUGAACUUGCCAAGGACAAGACAGGUGAGAAUGGUGGAGGGUUAGGUGAAGACGACGACAAGUUAAAGAAACUUCUUGAGGAACGGAUAAAGGAUAUCAGUUUAUUGUCACCUGAAGAUCUUGGGGCAGCUAAGGAAGAAAGGCAGCUUGUUGAUUCACUCUGGAACACCUGCUACAAAGAAUCAUCAUCUCUCCGUGAAAAGGGUCUUCUUGUUCUUCCUGGAGAGGAUGCACCACCUCCUGAUGUUGCUAGUAAGCAUUUUGAACCUCCUCUGAGAGCUUGGUCGGGAAGGCCUCCGGCUGAUACAAGUCCUAAAACUGAAAAGAAAGAAGCUCCUUUAUUGCUGGGCUUAGGUCCUGCACCUGCACCUGCACCUGAGGCUCGAGAUGUUACUUCCAGUUCUGCAGCGAAUACGAAUGAAGAUUCAACUUCAUAACUUAGGCUGUAAAUUUACUAAUUUCUACACCUGUUCAAUGGUUUUGCUUUCUCUCUCUUUCUCUCUGGCUAGAAGACCGUCAUGGUUGAACUUACACAACAACCAAGGCUGUUCAUGUCAAAAACACCAAAAAGGUAGCAGCCUCACAACUCCCUCCUCUGUAGUCAAGGGUGUAAUGUAGAUUUAUGCCAUCUUUGAGAUAUUUAUUACCAAUUUCAAUGCGAUGGAGUUCUAUUUUUGUGAUUAAUUGGAUUGAGAAUGAAAAGCUCAGAUACUGUGGAACUAGAAAAGAAUGUCAGACUAGAGCGUCGGCUAGAUAUUGGUCAUAUAUUAAUUUGUUAUGACGUUUCAAAUGAUCAAGGCAGAAGUCAGGAGGUUGCUAUCUGUAUUUUUAAUAUUUUCAACGAUAAAUUGUUUUCUUUUUUUCUCCGAGAUGUAGUAUUACCGGUUCUUUUUCUUUUA
Cucumis melo (muskmelon) is the source of this 1877-nucleotide messenger RNA. RefSeq lists its product as uncharacterized. The transcript has 6 exons. The coding region runs from base 228 to 1415 and encodes 395 amino acids. The record is from RefSeq and is a predicted model, not a curated record. Lineage: Eukaryota; Viridiplantae; Streptophyta; Magnoliopsida; Cucurbitales; Cucurbitaceae.